CGGGCACCUGCCAGGGGAGCCCGUGGUGUGAGCGCCGUGCGCAGAUUCCUGCGAGUUUUGGAAGGCGUGCAGCAGGAGGAUGGAGAGCAAGCCAGCAGUGAAUGGCCAGGCUGUUCCCAGCUCUCCCGGGGCAGACGUGUCAGGGACAAACCACUUGUGCCAGGACGUGAUGCCGUGCAAACAGCAAAAAGCAGCUGGCAGGGAUGCGGGGCCGGAUGCUCCCGGGGAGCCCUCGGAGACAGCUGGCAGCAUUGCAGGCGUCUACGUAGAGGCUUCAAAGAGGAUAAUGAGCUUUUAUGAGGCCACCAGAGAGCACCUGCUGAGCCUGGAUUCGGCCCUCUCCCUCCUCGAGGCGCAGGCAGCCACGGGCUCCAUCUCCGACCCGCUGAGCCGCCGCCGUGUCCCCGUGGCAGAAGCCGUGCGGAUGGGGCUGGUGGGGCUGGAGCUGAAGGAGCGGCUGCUCUCGGCUGACAGAGCUGCUACUGGCUUCGUGGACCCCUACACAGAAGAGAAAAUCUGCCUCUACCAGGCCAUCCAGAAGGAGCUGGUGGGGAGGGAGCAGGGCAUUCGCCUGCUCCAAGCCCAGAUGGCGACGGGAGGCGUCAUCGACCCGGCCACCGGCGACCGGCUCCCGGCAGGUGUGGCCUGUGAGAGGGGAUGUUUGGAUGAAGAGAUGAGCCAGCUCGUCUCUGACCCCAGCAAUGAGGACAGCAAGGUGUUCCUUGACCCCAGCACCACGGAGAAGGUCACUUACUCGGAGCUGAGGAAGAGGUGCGUUGUGGAUCCAGCCUCAGGCUUCCUCCUCUUGCCGCUGCAAAUCACAUUCCCGGGGCUGGGAGGGAGGGUGAGCAGCAGGCACCUGAUGGACUCUGGCAUCAUCAGCCUUGAUGUGUUCCGAGGCCUCGAGGAGGGAAGCAUCUCUGCCCAGGACGUGGCGGAGAACGACAUUGUUCAGCACUUCCUGCGUGGGACGAGGAGCGUGGCUGGCGUUGUCCUGCCUUCCGGGGAGCAGAAAAGCCUUUACCAGGCACUGAGGGAGCAUCUCCUGGUCCCUGGUGCUGCUCUCAUGCUCCUGCAAGUCCAGGCCUCCACCGGCAGCCUGACAGACCCCCUAAAGAACAAAAGCUACUCCGUGGAUGAGGCUGUCAGGGUUGGUCUCAUUGGCCCAGAGCUUUAUGAGAAGCUGUCUUCAGCUGAGAAAGCCAUCACUGGAUACAGGGACCCCUCCACCGGAGAAAUGCUCUCCCUGUUCCAAGCCAUCAGGAAGGGCUUUGUCCCCAGGGAUCAUGGCCUUUGCCUUCUGGAGGCUCAGCUGGCCACGGGGGGUGUCAUCGCCCCGGGCAGGCACCUCCGUGUCCCCAUGGAGACAGCCUGCGAGUGGGGCUACCUGGACGAGGCCACCAGGCAGCUCCUGUCCAGCCCCCCCGAGGACACGAAGGGGUUCUUCGACCCUGGCUCCAAGGAGAAGCUGAGCUACGCAGAGCUGCUCCAGCGCUGCCUCACCGACCCCAGCACGGGGCUCCUGCUGCUGCCGCUCGCUGGGGACGGCAGCGAAGGCUCCCAGGGGACACUCGGCUUCUUCGACCACAGGACCCAGACAGCUCUGGAAAACACAGAGGUGCCUGUUGCUGUGGGGAAAUUCAAGGGCAAGUCGGUGUCCCUGUGGAAACUGCUCUUCUCUGACUACAUGCAGGGUGAGCAAAGAGCUGUGCUGGCCCAGCAGUUCCUGGCAGGAACGCUCUCCCUGCAAGGACUGGGAGAGGCCAUCAGAGCCGCCGUUGAGGAAAAGGCUGCCACUGCUAAUGUCACCUUCAAGGGCCUCAGGGAGCAGGUGACGGCUGACCAGCUCCUGAGCUCAGAAAUUAUCAACAAGGACUUGUUCAAGAAACUCAAGGAGGGAGAAACAUCGGCCAAAGAAGUGGUCAGCAUGGACACCGUCAGGAAGUACCUGCAGGGCACGGGAAGCAUCGGAGGGCUGCUGCUCCCUGACUCCCAGGAGAAGAUCAGCAUCUACCAGGCAAAGCGGAAGGGACUCCUCAGGCCGGGAACGUCUCUGAUUCUCCUGGAGGCACAGGCAGCCACGGGGUUUGUCAUCGACCCAGCUGCCAACAAGAGGUACUCUGUGGAUGAGGCUUUACGGGCAAACGUCAUCGGCCCGGAUGUUUACGACAAGCUGCUGGCUGCAGAGAAAUCUGUCACUGGCUACCGAGAUCCUUACUCAGGGGAUAAGAUCUCCCUCUUCCAGGCCAUGCAGAAGGAGCUGAUAGUCAGGGACCACGGCAUCCGCCUGCUCGAGGCCCAGAUCGCCACCGGUGGCAUCAUCGAUCCUGUCAACAGCCACCGCAUCCCUGUGGAGGUGGCCUACAAGCGUGGCUACUUCGACAAGAAGAUGAAUUUAAUCCUCUCCGACCCCAGUGACGACACCAAGGGCUUCUUCGACCCCAACACCCACGAGAACCUGACGUACCUGCAGCUGAAGGAGAAAUGCAUCACCGAGCCCUCCACCGGGCUCUGCCUCCUCCCUCUGAACAGCAGGAAGAGGCAGUUCAUCGACGAGGCCACCAGGCAGGUGUUCAGGAGCUCCUGGCUGCCCGUCAGGUUUGGGCGCUUGCGGGGGGAGAAGGUCUCCGUGUGGGACCUGCUGAACUCUGAGUACUUCAGCGAGGGGAGACGCCGGGAGAUUUUCAACCACUUCCAGCUGAGGAAGAUCAGCCUGGAGCAAAUCCGGCUCAUGCUGGAGGAGGAAAUGAAGAAAUGGGCCCCCAUCAAAUUCCUGGCCAUAAGAGGCAAUGUCAGUGCUUAUCACCUGAUGGAAACUGGUGUCAUCGACAGGGCCCUGUUUGAGCAGGUGCUGGAGGGAUCCGUCACCCCAGAACAAGUCCUGCACAUGGACUCUGUCAGGAAGUACCUCUACGGCUCGGGCAGCAUCGGGGGGAUCGUGCUCCAGCCAUCCAACCAGAGAAUGAGCAUUUAUGAGGCCAUGAAGCAGAACAUCGUGGUGCCAGGAGUGGCCCUGCCUCUGCUGGAGGCCCAGGCUGCCACGGGCUUCAUUAUUGACCCUGUGAACAACCAGAAGCUCUGCGUGGAUGAGGCUGUCAAGGAGGGAGUCAUUGGGCCAGAUGUCCACGAGAAGCUGCAGCAGGCGGAAGGGGCCGUGACAGGCUAUAAAGACCCUUUCACGGGCAAGAAGAUCCCCCUUUUCCAGGCGAUGAAGAAGGGCCUGAUCGCGGAUAAACAGGCCAUGCAGCUCAUGGAGGUGCAGAUGGCCACAGGAGGCAUCAUCGACCCAACGUGUGGCCACCACAUCCCCCUGGAGUCGGCCCAGCAGCGAGGCUGCCUGGAUGAGGACACCAGCAAGGCCCUUUCCAAGCCCAGCGAUGACCACAGAGUCUUCUGCCUCCCGGACAGCAAGGAGAGCGUGACCUAUGCCGAGCUCAUCCAGCACUGCCAGAAGGACGACGUCUCCGGCUUCCACUUGCUGCCUCUGGCACAGACAGCUGCUCCUGCCUACACUGACGAGCAAAUCCAAAGGAUUUUCAAGGAAACCAUGGUGAAGGAAAAAGGAGUCUCCCUCUGGGAGCUCGUGCACUCGGGGUAUUUCACUGAGGAGCAGAGGAGCGACUUCAUGGAGAGGUUCCGGUCAGAGGAGCUGUCGCUGGAGCAGCUGGUGGCUCUGGUGCUCAGGCUGGUGGGGGAGAUGGAGAUGAAAGCCAGGACCCAGAUCUCCCUGGAAGGCCUGAGGGGCAGUGUCCCUGUGGUCUGGCUGCUGGACACAGGCAUAAUUUCUGAGAAGAUGUUUGAAGAACUGGCUCAGGGUGUAAAAACUCCCGAAGAGGUGGCUGAAAUGGAGAGCGUAAAGAGGUAUUUGAAGGGCACAGGCAGCAUUGCUGGGGUCUUCAUAGAGGCAUCCAAACAGAAGAUGAGUUUCUAUGACGCCAUGAAAAACAAUCUCCUCCUCCCUGGGGCUGCUCUGAGGCUGCUCGAGGCUCAGGCAGCCACAGGAUGCCUGACUGACCCUGCCACAAACCGGAGGCUCAGCGUGAGGGACGCCGUGAGAGCGGCUGUUGUUGGAGAGGAGCUUACUGAGAAACUCCUUCUGGCUGAGAGGGCUGUGACUGGCUACACAGACCCCUACACUGGGAGCUCCAUCUCCCUCUGCCAAGCACUCAGGAAGGAGCUCAUCCCCCUGGCAGAGGCCGUGCCUUUGCUGGAGGCCCAGCUGGCCACGGGAGGGGUGGUUGAUCCCAUCCACCACCUCCACCUGCCGCUCCAGGCUGCCUGCAGGUAUGGCUUCUAUGACGAGGACCUGAACCAAACCCUCUCCCAGCUGGAUGACAGCACCAAGACCUUUUUUGACCCAAACACCAAGGAGAACGUGACCUACCAGCAGCUGAAGGACCGAUGCAUUCGUGAGGCCGAGUCGGGUCUGUGGCUCCUCCCUCUGUCAGAAAACGCGAUGUUCUGCGUGGACGAACAGACCAUGAAGGUGCUGAAAUCUGUGACUGUUUGUGUCAACGUGGGGCGGUUCAAAGGACAGACUGUGUCUGUCUGGGACCUCCUCAACUCCGAAUACUUCUCAGACAGCCAGAGAAGAGAGCUGGUGCAAAAGUACAAAGAUGAGAAGGCUGAAGUGCUGCAGGAAAUCACAACAGUUAUCACCACAAUAAUCCAAGAGACUGAGGCACAGGGCAAGAAAUUUGCAUUCAAGGGCCUGAGGAAAAGAGUGUCGGCCAGUGACCUCUUCCAGUCCCAGCUGAUAGACAAAAAAACCCUUGAUGAGCUCAACCAGGGGAAGAAAACAGUCAAAGAAGUGACUGAAAUGGAGUCUGUCCGCAGGUACCUGGAGGGCAGUAAUUUCAUAGCAGGGGUCCUUAUCCAGCCAAGCAAUGAGAAGAUGAGCAUCUACCAGGCCAUGUGGAAGGGCAUCCUGAGGCCAGGGACAGCCCUGGUGCUGCUGGAGGCACAGGCAGCCACCGGCUACAUCAUCGACCCUGAGAAAAACAAGAAGUUUUCGGUGGAGGAAGCAUUAGAGGUGGGUCUGAUUGGAGGGGAGAUUUUUGAAAAGCUGCUCUGUGCGGAGCGGGCCGUGACAGGCUACACUGACCCCUACACCAAAGCUCCAAUGUCCCUGUUUGAAGCCAUGAACCAAGGGCUGAUUGUGAAAAGCCACGGCAUCCGCCUGCUCGAGGCCCAGAUCGCCACCGGCGGCAUCAUCGACCCCGUGCACAGCCACCGUGUCCCUGUGGAGGUGGCCUACAAGCGUGGUUACUUCAACGAGGAGAUGAACCAGAUCCUCUCUGACCCCAGUGAUGACACCAAGGGCUUCUUCGACCCCAACACCCACGAGAACCUGACAUAUAUGCAGCUCCUGGAGAGAUGUGUCCAAGACCCGGAGACUGGGCUGUACAUGCUGCAAGUUGUAAAGGAGGGAGGAAAAUACUUCUACAUUGAUGAGUCCACAAAACAGGCUUUGCGCUCAAAGCCCCUUCAAGUGAAAGUUGGAAAGUUUAAGGAUCAAACCGUUUCUGUCUGGGAAGUCCUCUGCUCUCACUACAUCUCAGAGCAGAAGAGGAGAGAGCUGGUGAUGCAGUACAAAAGCAAAACCCUAGCGCUGGAAGAGCUGAUAUCCCUCAUCUUAAAAAUCAUUGAGGACACAGAGCGAAGAGGAGAAGCCCUCAAGGUCAAAGGACUGCGGGGGGAGGUGUCGGUAUCAGAAUUGUUCAACUCUGAGAUAAUUGACAAGAAAACUCUGGAUCAGCUGCAGGACGGCAGUCUCACACUUGCCAGCCUCACGGAGAGAGACACCAUCCAAAGGUACCUGGACGGCACUGGGUGCAUCGCUGGGGUUCUCCUCCCGCUGAGGAAAGAGGUGAUGAGCAUCUACCAGGCACUGAAGGAAGGCCUCCUUACAGAGCAAUGUGCCCUGGGGCUGCUGGAGGCACAGGCAGCCACCGGCUUCCUCCUUGACCCCCGGAACCACCAGAAGCUCUCUGUGGACGAGGCCGUGUCCUCUGGGCUGGUGGGAAGCGAGCUGCGCGAGCAGCUGCUGUCAGCAGAGAAAGCCGUGACGGGAUAUACAGAUCCUCAAACAGGAGGUAAAAUAUCUCUCUUCCAGGCUGUAAGACAGAAGAUAAUUGUCAGGGAUCGCGGCAUCCGCCUGCUCGAGGCCCAGCUCGCCACUGGUGGCAUCAUUGACCCCUGGCAUGGCCACCGCCUGCCCGUGGAAGUGGCCUACAAGCGUGGGCACCUGGAUGAGGACAUGUUCCUCCUGCUUUCGGAUCCAGAUCACGGGAUCAAAGGCUUUAUAGAUCCAAACACUCACGAGAAGAUCAGUUACAACCAGCUCCUGCAGAGGUGUGCCAAAGACAGGGAGAGCGGCUUGUACCUGCUGCAGGUCCUGGAAAAGGAAGGCGACUAUUUCUACAUUGAUGAGCAAACCAAAAAUGCCCUGAUGUGCACCAAGGUCCAGGUGCCUGUGGGAAAAUACAAGGGACAAGUGUUAUCACUGUGGGAGCUUCUCUGCUCCGAGUACAUCACAGAGGAGAAAAGAAAAGAACUGGUGAAAAAGUACAAAGUGGAAUCCCAACACAUUGUGCAAGGAAUCAUUGAAACAAUACUAAAGAUCAUUAGGGAAAAAGAAGAGGACAGAAGAGAUGUCUGGUUCCAGGGAAUCCGACAGCAAAUUACGGCAUCAGAACUGCUCAGUGCACAAAUAAUUACAGAGGAAACAAUAGAAAAACUCAAAGAAGGAAAAGAGACGGCACAAGAAAUAGCAAAAAUGGACAGUGUGAGGAGGUACCUUGAGGGAACUGGAAGCAUUGCUGGAGUGCUGGUGCCCUCCAAAACCGAGCCAGGCAAGAAGGAGAAGAUGAGCAUCUACCAGGCCAUGUGGAAGGGCAUCCUGAGGCCAGGGACAGCCCUGGUGCUGCUGGAGGCCCAGGCAGCCACCGGCUUCAUCGUUGAUCCGGUCAAGAACCAGAAGCUCUCUGUGGAAGAGGCUGUGUCCUCUGGGCUGGUGGGCAGUGAACUGAAAAACAAACUUCUAAGCGCUGAGAGAGCUGUGACAGGCUACACCCACCCCUAUACAGGACAAAAGAUCUCCCUGUUCCAGGCCAUGAAGAAGGAGCUGAUCGUCAGGGACCACGGCAUCCGCCUGCUCGAGGCCCAGAUCGCCACCGGCGGCAUCAUCGACCCCGUGCACAGCCACCGUGUCCCCGUGGAGGUGGCCUACAAGCGUGGCUACUUUGACCAGGAGAUGAACCAGAUCCUGUCUGAUCCCGGCGACGACACCAAGGGCUUCUUCGACCCCAACACCCACGAGAACCUGACGUACCUGCAGCUGCUGCGCCGCUGCGUGCCCGACCCGGACACGGGGCUUUAUUUCCUCAACAUUUUUAGAAAAUAAUUGCAAAACCUUUUUAUUUUUUUCCUUGUUUGUGCCUUGCGGAAGAAUGUUGCUUUUAUGAAUAAUUCUUUUGCUUGUGGUGUUUUUUUUUGUUUUUCUAUAUUUUUUUACCAUUUAUGUUCCCAGUGAGGGAAUUUCCUUCACCAUCUCUUUUCUUUACCACCACCCACCUACAUCAGGUGCAGCUUUGAAGUGCCUCCCCCUGAGCAGUGUUGUUGCAUUGCAUUGUUCAUCUUUCCUUGGUCGCCUUUCAGGAACAGAGGAGUCAGCCUGGGUUAUCUCAGGUCAUUUUGGUGAAGUGUGUCAUCCUCAUUUUCCUCACACAGGUUUAACUGCAGGUCUUUGUUCCUUAUGGGUGCUGCUGUGAGUGGUAUUUUUAUUCUCUGCCUGUAUUUUCCUGCAUAUGCCAGCUAUUUUCCUCAGAAGCUUUGCGCGAUAAUUUUCAGGUUUCAGGUUUUCAAGCCAGGAAAGUGUCAAGAGCAGAUUUCUGCGUGGGCAGGAUGCCAGGCUUUUGUUGGGUGUCACUGGUGUUGGACACAUCAUCUGUGUUUGCUUUCCAUGCCCCAGCUUGUCCUGCCUUUCUGGGGGUGUCUGGAGUACAAACAGCCUCAGCCCAGAGUGGUUUGGUCUCUCGCUUUCUUUUCCUCCCUCUUUGAAGCCUCUGUGGGGAUGGAUCCUCACAGCAGCUGGGAGUGGACAUGGCUGUGCCGUACUUUUAGUCUCUCCAUCCACAGGGGAGCCUCUGCUCCCUCCUGCUCCUUUUGCCCUCCCGUGUCCUGAGCUGACUCAGCCACAUGCCACAGGAGAGGAACAGCCCUGGAGCCACUCUUCCGUGCAGUUCAGGGAUGAAUAAUUCUACUGCUGUUUAAUGGAAGGAAAUUCACCCUCCUUAAAUGUGCUGCCUUGGGGUGUUUGUGUUAAUUAACCUGGUAAUGUCCUGGAAAAUGGAUUUUGGCCACAAGCUUGUACAGCUAAUGCCUGCAAACAAGCGUAGAGGAGCUGUGGGGCCCAGAGAAUUGCAGGGGCUCGGAAAAGGAGGGGACAAAUUAAUGGGAGAAGUCACAGAACCAUGGAAUGGUUUGGGUGGGAAGGGGACUUCUCAUCCGACCCUCUGCCACGACAGGGACAACUUCCACUGUCCCAGGUUGCUCCAAGCCCUGUCCAGCCUGGCUUUGGACACUUCCAGGGAUCCAGGGGCAGCCACAGCUGCUCUGGACACCCUGCGCCAGGGCCUGCCCACCCUCACAGGAAACAAUUCCUCCUAAUAUCUAACCUACACCUACGUUCUUCCAAUUUGAAGCCAUUCCCUGGUUCUGUGGAGUCAGGGGUGGAAAGAAAGACUCCAGUCUUCGGGUAGAUCAGAAGACUCAAGAACAAUCUUUAUUAGCAAGAAGCAGUGAGUUUUAUAGUUCACUCGCUAAGUGGGACCGGAUUGGUCUCAAAGUAGAAAACACCUUACUGGUGACUAUGAAUAACACACUGCAAAGAACCAUAACUAUAAACAAUGGUUACAGAAAGAGAGAUAAUAGUUGUUUGAAUUCUUUCAUCUAAGAUUCCCAGGCUCAGCCUGGGAGAAAUUGUUUCUGUUCUUUCUUCGACUGAACUGAAAAUAUCCACAAUUCCCCUUUGUCCUGUCACUCCAGGCCUUUAUCCCAAGUCCUUCUCCAGCUCCCUUACAGCCCCCUUUAGCUACUGGAAACCCACAAUAACAUCUCCCAGGAGUUUUCUCAUUGUGGAAAUCCGAUUCUCCCUUCCACGGAGGCAAAAGGGGGUGCCGGGUCCCUGGACUGUGUCUGUAACAUCCCACUGUGCCGGUGCCAGGGCGGUGCCAGUGUGGUGUCCCCACGGCUGCUGCAUUGGGACACAGUUUGGGACCCUCUCAAGGCAGGGCACGAGCCUCCCUGGGCUCUGGCAGCCCCUGGAGCAGGCAGUGCUGAGAUGAAGCCUCCAGGACAUUAAACGCCAGCCAGGAGUGCCAGCCCUGCCUGCCUAUGGAGCCCUGGACCUUGUCCUGUGUGCCACACUGCCACCUCCCUCCCCACGGAAUCAUCUGGGUUGGGAGGGCUCUGUGAGACCAUGGAAUCCAGCUGCUCCCCCGCAGAAAGGAAAAGAAAGAGAGAAAGA
This is a messenger RNA of Passer montanus (Eurasian tree sparrow), 9529 nucleotides long. Its product is annotated as epiplakin-like. Gene Ontology annotation, molecular function: structural molecule activity; keratin filament binding. Bases 80 to 7405 code for a protein of 2441 amino acids. The transcript is spliced from 2 exons. Lineage: Eukaryota; Metazoa; Chordata; Aves; Passeriformes; Passeridae. Gene Ontology annotation, cellular component: cytoplasm; membrane; cytoskeleton. The record is from RefSeq and is a predicted model, not a curated record. Gene Ontology annotation, biological process: intermediate filament bundle assembly; wound healing.